UGUAGUGAAGGCAGUACAAGUAUUUAAUACCGUGUGUUUUGAAAUAGUAUGGACAAUAUAGGUGAAAAGUUGAAGCCGUUUGGAUGAUUGUAUAGAAAAGUAACACUGAUAUCGGAUUUGAUCAUAUGUCGUUAUUAGUUCCAGAGUAAACAACCAGCCGGAAGUGUAACCUAUUUAAAGUAUUGCCAUGGAGAAGUCUGGGCAUGCGCCGGCGCCGGUCCCGAUUUCCGCAGACGAGGCGGCUUUCCAUGUGCCCCCGCCAUCGUAUGAAGAGGUUAUGGGCGCGUACCAAACUUCAUUUAAGCCAGGUCCAGACAGCCUGCCGCAGUUGGCCUACAUCGACAUUAUGCCACGUUGUCUCCGACCCGGUAACAUCAAGGGCAAGCUCAAACCAGAGUUCGAUAACUUCAGCGCGGUAGUAACGGGAGCGAACCGCUGGCUGGCGGACCACCCGGAACUAAGCGUCUGGAAAUGUGAAUGUGUACAGACGCCCUUGUCGACGGCUCGCGAUGGAAGCCUCUACUACGACCUCAAUUCAAUGGUCCGCCACGACUCAACCUACGGCUACAGUGUCUACCUCAAGGGGCUCAGGAUGUGGCUGACUACCGCACAACCCGGCUCCACUCCCCAGCAAUUGGGACUCAGGACCGCCGUCCCGGAAGUGAAGACCAUUGAGCUGCCGAACCGCUACCGGAAGGGACGGAUCAUUGUAGGAGAUGAAGUGCAGACGUUUGGCUACCACCAGUACACGACACUCGAUGGCUUGCAGGGAACGCUGAAGAGACUGAACGAGAAACUCAAGUCUGACCCGAUACCAGGCCGGAUUCUGACUAUCGGGACGGACAUGGUUAAGGCGUUUGACCAGUUCAAACUUGACCUUGACCCCGAUGCCGCGUGCUGGGAUGAGGACAAGGAUCGCUACUCUCGCGUUACACAGGUCCUCCGCAUAUUCUACUUGCAGGGACCACCGGGAAACGAAGAGAUAGGUCUUACCGACUUCCGGCCCCAAAUGACCCAGCGACCUGACAACAUCGCACCCGGCAAGCUCGAGCUCUUUGAUCAAGUGAUGUCAGCCAUGGGGCAGUGGGUAACACAACAAAAGGGCAGCCGCAUUGUGAACAUACAGCAGUUUGACGCGAUUGUGGAGAAAACGUUUGACAAUGAAUUGAAGGUGGAAACGGACUCGACAGACGACGCUGUCUGGGCGUUCAAAGACAGACGACUCGCCAAGACGCUUCGCGUAUUUCAAGUCACUUCCGGCGGACAAGCGGUUGCCCAGCAACCCAACCACAUUAAUUCCCGUCUCUUCUUGCCGGCAAGAAUGGGACCAAAAGUAUUUGAAAGCAUGACCCAGACAAUGGAUAGAGUGGACUUCUGGCUUCGUGUAACAGGUGCGAACGUGUACAACGUGGAGACGGUGAAGCUGUUGCUUCACGAAACGCAACCGGCCGGCGCUGACGUCGCGGCGUCUGAAUACCGGAUACAGAAGAUGACCGGGAAAUACUGGCUCACGGCAAUAAGGGUGUACAUCGCGGGUCCGUACAACGAGCCGGAUCCCUCUCAGCUCCCGCCAGUCCCCUUGUACAAGUCCGGAAGUGGCUCAUGCACAAUCGUAUGACAUUUCAAGCCGAAACAUACACGUGCGUUUUCUGGUCAACAUUAUAAGGAUCCUGAUGGAUGUUACUAUAAAAUACUCGCGUUCAACUAUUCGUGUGAAGUUUCAAUUUGUUUUUAAGUUAUCUUUUCUCAGGUCGAAGUAUCAGUGUUAUACUGUGUAAACGUGGAAGGUGGCAUUCAUAUACCAACAAGUUGAUUUUGCAAAAAGCAUUGCCAUGUUCACCAGACAGCAUUGUCAUGUUCACCAGACAGCAUUGUUAUGAGAGAGUUAUUUUGUGAUAUACACUUUACAUCUUUACAUGUACUCAACUAUUUUUACUUUUGUCAUUAAGGUGGCGGGAUACGUUGCUCCGUCAAAAUUGACGUUCAAAAUAAAAUAUCUUUCAAAUUGUUCGAAAAUUGGCCAGAAUGAUGUGUCAGGCAUGUUUUCCUCAUAUUUGCUAAAACGACUUAUGUCGGCGUUGUCGGUUAUUGCAAAAAGACGCUAUCUAACACCAUACCCCUUUUUAGUUCACCUUAGCCGUAGGCUGAGGGUGAGCUAUAAGGAUCGAUGAUUGUCCGUCGUCCGUCGUCUGUGGUCCGUCCACACUUAGUUUGUUAACACUCUAGGGGUCACAUUUUUGCCUCAAUUGUCACGAAACUUGGUCAGGAUGUUUGUCCCAAUACUUACGCGGACGAGUUUGAAUAUGGGUCAUCUGGGGUCAAAAACUAGGUCACAGAGCCGAAAUAGGGAAAAACCUUGUUAACACUCUAGAGGUAACAUUUUCAGCCCAAAUAUCGUGGAAAUUAGUUAGUAAGGUUAUUUCGAUGAUUUCUAGCUCAUGUUCGAAUAUGGGUCUUCUGGGGUCAAAAACUAGGUCACAGAGCCCAAAUAUGGAAAUACCUUGUUAAAACUCUAGAGGUGACAUUUUCAGCCAAAAUAUCCUGGAAAUUUGUCAGAAAGGUUGUUUCGAUGAUAACUAGCUCAAUUUCGAAUAUGGGUCAUCUGGGGUCAAAAACUAGGUCACAGAGCCCAAAUAUGGAAAUACUUUGUUAACACUUUAGAGGUUACAUUUUCAGCCCAAAUAUCCUGGAAAUUUGUCAAAAUGGUUGUUUUGAUGAUUUCUAAUUCAAGUUCGAAUAUGGGUCAUCUGUUAUUUAUUGUUAUUUAUUGUUUUAAAAUCAAUGAAGGUACCAGCUUCAAACUUCAUGAAAAUAUUUGCAUAAAUUGUGAUUUUUUGUGACGAGUUAUAUAAAAUCCAACCAAAAUAUUGUACGAGUUAUUGCCCUUUGUAUCUUUAUAAACAAAUACAUAUUUGUCAUGUGUUUAAAAAACUGGACAUAUAAUAGUUCCACCUAUGGUGUAUGGGCAGACGGGCACCAUCCAGUAUGUAGUCCGAUCAAUUACUUUUUAACCCUUUGUCCAAUCAUGACCAAAUUUGUUCUGAAUGUGUAUGAACGUGUUUGAUAAUUAGUAAUUAGUUAUUGCGCUCUAAUCAUAGAAAUUACCUAAAAUUGCUCUUGUCCUAUUAAUAACUUUUUAAGCAUUUGUCAAAUAAUCACAAAAUUUGGUGAGAAUGUGAAUGGGCAUAAUACAUCAGAGAAGCCAAAUCCCUGUUAUUGCCCUUUAAUUAUCAACAAGUCUAUAGCACUAAGUUUUGAAGUGAGCGAUAUAGGGCCAUCUUGACCCUCUUGUUUACAUUUUUGAUACGUUUGGCGUUACUGAACAGCCGUUUGUUAUUAUAAAUUUAUGGAAAUUGCUGUAAAGAUACAGUUAUAUAACUAAUACGAUAUGCAUUUUCAACAAAUGUGCCAAUUAUUUAAUGCGCAGAAGAUAAGCUGAGUGUCAUUAGAUAAUUGUGCACGUAUAUUUACGUUCAACGACUGGCAUUUAAGUGAAAAUAACUUCCUUAAAUGCCCGGCACUUCCUAUAUUUUUUCUAACAUUUUAUAGCCUGAUAUUCAGCCUUUCGUGUUAUGUAAUAAAAUAUAUGUGUUUUCGGGCUAAUUAAGCAAACAAUUCAAAACAAGUCGUUCAGAAACGUUUGUUUUAACGUUGCUGACGUCAACGUUGUUUUGACAGAUAUCAGCUGUUUUUUGCGUUCAAAUGUUAGUAGUAUGUGAAAUUCGACCCAAAAUAAAACAUUGUUUACA
This is a messenger RNA of Mya arenaria, 3749 nucleotides long. RefSeq lists its product as uncharacterized. The record is from RefSeq and is a predicted model, not a curated record. The transcript is spliced from 11 exons. Bases 188 to 1618 code for a protein of 476 amino acids. Lineage: Eukaryota; Metazoa; Mollusca; Bivalvia; Myida; Myidae.